AGCCUGCUUGAUUUGGGGUCGUAGAUCAGAUCAUGGCGUUGCGACUCUCAUUGGUGGCAGUCCUACUCCUGUUAUUGGUGGCUAGUACUACUACAACAACAGCAGCUGCUGCUCAAGCCCUGCCUGGUUGCUCAGACAAGUGCGGCAAUCUCACAAUUCCAUACCCAUUUGGCAUGGAGGAGGGUUGUUACCUGCGAGAAGAAUUCUUUAUCAAUUGUAGCAAUACCACCCAACCACCAACAGCAUAUUUAAGAGCCAGCAAUAUCAUUGUUACUAACAUUUCCCUUGAUGAAGGUGAGUUGCAAAUAUCCAACAACGUGGCUGAAGCUUGCUAUAACGAGCAGGGCAAUGUGACAUCCAGCAAGGAUUAUUCGCUCGACCUGCCCUUUCCUUAUACGAUAUCCGAUACCAAAAACAAGUUCUACACUGUUGGUUGUGACACUUAUUCAAUUUUACAAGGCUUCCUAGGGGAAGAUGAGUUCGAUACGGGGUGCAUUUCCAUAUGCAACGGGCUUGACAUUGUUGAUCAAUAUUCUUGCUCUGGCGCUGGGUGUUGCCAGACCAACAUCCCCAGAGGGUUGAAAAAUACGACGGCUUCGUUGUAUACCAUCAACGGUCAUGAGGAUAUAUGGGAAUUUAACCCCUGCAGCUACGCCUUUAUUGCAGAGCAAGGACAGUUCAAUUUCUCUGCUGCAAGUGUAAAGAAACAGGACAAAAACUACCGGCUUCCAGCGGUUCUUAAUUGGGCUAUUGGGAAUGACACAGACUCCUGUGCUGAAGCUCAAAAGAGGAAGGGUUUUGCUUGCACGGCUAAUAGCAGGUGCGCCAACGCGCCUAUCAAUGGGUCUGUAGGUACUUGUGCCAGUGCUUAUCUGGUUAUGAAGGAAACCCCUACCAUCCAAAUGGUUGCCAAGAUAUUGAUGAGUGCACGGCUUUAAACCCCUGCAAUGGACUGAAUGAAGUAUGUAUUAAUUCACUAGGGAAUUACUCUUGUUUAUGUCGCAAUGGCUACAAAAACAAUGGCCCGAAUGGAAAGUGCAUCAAAGACAAUUCCAGCGACCGUCUCCUGCUCAUAAUUCUUUCAUUGGGUAUGCACUUAAUAUACUCUUUCUAGUUUUGUAAGACUUAUUUUUUAUUUUUUAGGGGCAUCACCUAAUAACCCCUUAAUCUAUUGACCUCUGUGAUUUGCACAUUCCUAAUCCCUCCCGUAGUUAUUCCUCAUCAUUACCAAUUGAACUUUUACCUCAGGAAAUUGUGGUAUGCAAAAAUAAAUUAUAAUGACUGUUGAACUAUAUAUGUGCAGGAAUUUCUGUAGGCCUAUUUGUGAUUUUAUUAGUUGGAAGUUUAU
Messenger RNA from Rosa chinensis, 1348 nucleotides. Its product is annotated as wall-associated receptor kinase 2-like. The transcript is spliced from 2 exons. Gene Ontology annotation, molecular function: polysaccharide binding. NCBI's taxonomy places the organism in Eukaryota, Viridiplantae, Streptophyta, Magnoliopsida, Rosales, Rosaceae. Bases 33 to 938 code for a protein of 301 amino acids. The record is from RefSeq and is a predicted model, not a curated record.